AUGCACACCAGAAGUCGGAUGAGAAGCAAUGUGAUAGAACUAGUUGGGUUCGCCUACUACACCUCAAAAAUAGAGCCAAAGAAUGUGAAGGAAGCCUUGGAGGAUGACUUAUGGGUUAAGGCAAUGAAAGAGGAGCUACAUCAGUUCGAACGAAAUCAUGUGUGGGAUCUGGUUCCAAGACCUGACAAAAUGGAUGUCAAGACGGCAUUCUUGAAUGGUUAUUUGCAUGAAGAUAUUUAUGUAGCACAGCCUAAGGGAUUUGAAGAUCCAGUUCAUCCAACUCAUGUCUACAAACUUAGGAAAGCUCUCUAUGGACUCAAACAGGCUCCAAGGAUCUAUGUAGACGAUAUUGUGUUUGGGUCUACUCUACAGAAGUAUACUGAUGAUUUAGUGGAAGUCAUGAAAGAAGAAUUUGAAAUGUCCAUGGUUGGUCAAUUGACUUACUUCCUAGGGCUUCAAGUUAAACAAAGUUCUGAAGGAUAUUUUAUCUCCCAAGAAAACUAUGCUAAGAACUUGGUCAAAAAAUUUGAUCUGGAACUAUGUAAGACACCUAGGACUCCUAUUUCGACCUCUACGAAGCUGUCUAAAGAUGAUGCAGGUCCAUCAGUAUAUUCCACAGUCUAUCGAAGCCUGAUUGGAAGCCUGCUCUAUUUAACUGCCAGUCGACCAGACAUAAUGUUCAGUGUUGGAAAUAUUGAUGACAGGAAAAACACAUCUGGUGGAUGCAUCUUUAUUGGGAAAAACUUAGUAUCAUGGCUCAAUAAGAAACAAAAUUCAAUUUCUCUAAGCAUAGCUGAGGAAGAAUAUAUAGCAGCUGGGGGAUGUUGCACUCAACUUGUCUGGACGAAGCAGAUGCUGCUGGAUUAUGGUCUUUCUUAA
Ipomoea nil (Japanese morning glory) is the source of this 879-nucleotide messenger RNA. RefSeq lists its product as uncharacterized. The record is from RefSeq and is a predicted model, not a curated record. The transcript is spliced from 4 exons. NCBI's taxonomy places the organism in Eukaryota, Viridiplantae, Streptophyta, Magnoliopsida, Solanales, Convolvulaceae. The coding region runs from base 1 to 879 and encodes 292 amino acids.